Gryllus bimaculatus (two-spotted cricket) is the source of this 1752-nucleotide messenger RNA. The record is from the annotation of a GenBank genome assembly. Lineage: Eukaryota; Metazoa; Arthropoda; Insecta; Orthoptera; Gryllidae.
ACAUUUUCUGUGACUUGUAAUCUCGGUGGCGUGGUCCUGUCUCUCUCUCUCCCCUCUCCCUCACAGUCUCCACCGUUUAUUCUUUAAUUUCUGUUCUGACCAUGUGCGCGCUUUCCAUGUGGUGAAAGAAACAUUUUAUUGCUUGUUACGACUAAUGUUGACGUUUGUUAAUGAAUGAAAGGUAAUUAUCGAAAUCGAUAAAGUUAUACCAGUUAUUUAAACAUGGUGAGGAUAUCAGAAGUUGAGGAGGAAGAACAUGUUUUGAAACCUACGAGUAACGAAUUCAAUGCAUCUGAAAGCUCCUGUGCAAAAAUUAAUAAGAAUGAAGGAAUUGUUGCUCUUGGGGAUUCUCCGCUGAAAAACGAUGAUAAUGUAGACAAUGAUGAGGAGGAGGAGAACGACGACGACGACGACGAUCAUGAUGAUGAUAAUAGUGUUGAGGAUUCAUCAGAAGAAAUAGACACAAGUAAUGAAGAUGCAAUGGAAGAAAAUGGUGAUGGUGAUAGUUAUUACAGUGAUAAUGAAGAAAGUGAACAAAUUAAACCUACAGGAAUGGAUAUUGUUAAAAAUGUUUUGGAAAGAGCCGCUAAAGAAGCAGAAAAAAAUGAAUUGAUAUCAGUAGCUAAACCUUUGGAUUUGGAGUAUGAUCUUGGGACAUUAUUGGCCAUAGACACAAAUGAAAUGGAUAGUGAUUUAUUGAGAGACUCAACUGAAGAGUACUUAAAAAAUCUUGCCAGAGAUAAUACUCAGUUACUUGUCAAUCACAUAUGGGAAUUACCAAUUACAAGAAAGGAAAAUGAAAUAGUUGCAAAACUUCCUCCUCCAUCAUUCAGAUUGCCAAGAGAAAAACCAGCCCCAAAACCUAAACCUUUGACAAAGUGGCAGCAGUUUGCUCUUGAGAAAGGUAUUCAGAAGAAGAAAAGACCAAAGGUACAAUGGGAUGAAACUCUGCAGAAAUGGAUUCCUUGGUGGGGAUACAAAAGAACAAAAGCUGAACGGGAGAAGAAUUGGGUGAUUGAAGCCAAGCAAAAUGAAGACCCAAUGGAAGAUCCCUUUGCAAAAAGAACAGAAGCAAAGCAAGAGAGAGUAGCAAAAAAUGAACUUCAAAGAAUGCGAAAUUUGGCCAGGGCUAAUAAUGUGAAAAUCCCAAGGGAAGAUACAUUGGGUGAAGGGAAGAAAGGAAAAAAUAAAAAAGGACAACCAAAAUUGAACAAAAAAGGUGAACCUGUGCCAAGAAUGGGUUUACUUACUCCUGACAAGAUGAAUAGUUCUCAGUUAAAACAAGCAGUGGCUGUGAGUAAAUUUUCAACGGCGUCGGUUGGAAAAUUUCAAUCACGAUUACCCAAAGAAAAAGAACGGAGUGUUGGUGCAUUAUUGCCUAUUGCAAAAAAGCGAAGAGCACCAUUUUUAAAACCAGAGGAGGAGAGAAAAGCGAAUCUAGAUAUUAUUGAUAACAUCCUAAAGAAAAGGCCAAAAUUGGAUUUGGAAAAAGCGGUUAAUAGGCAUAUAAAUCAAGAAGAGAAACAGAGGGCAGAAGAAAAAUCACAGAAACCAAAAGGUAAAGGGCGAGAAAAAGCACGAGGUAAAGGAAAAGGCAACCGCAAAGGAAAAGGAUUAGGAAAAGUUAAAAUGAGUGGUAAAGGAGGCAAAGGAGGUGGGAAGCAAAAGAGAGGUAAAAAGCGUUGAAAUUGUUGUAAAUGUAACUAUAAAUAAAACUUAUUACACGUUUCUCUGUCAAAAAAAAAAAAAAAA